GGAGGGGGAGUUUGUAAUUACACAGGGAGAGAGGAGGGGAGGGAGAGGAGAAAAAGAGAGAGAUGUCAGGGAGUUACAAACAGAGAGGCAGAGACGAACGGAUAAAGGGAGGACAUAACGAGAGAGGAGAAGAAAAGCGAAGGAACAACAGAGAGGGCAGUAAGAAGCUGAAAGUUUGUUCCUCAAAUUUUCUUUGCUUCCCUGGAUCUCCUGGAUUACUGAGAUUUACUCUGCAGGAUUCUGUAUGUGCAUCCUUUCAUAACUGGAGGCUUAGCAUUGUGUCUUGCCUAUAUGCCUGUUUGCACGUGUGCAGUAUUAAAUAGCUGCGGCUAACUGAACUGGCGUGUUUGCACAUUCAUGCAAGACACAGAUAGAGGAUGGGAGCCCUUCGCCUCUCUCUUGCUCUCUUCCUCCUCCUCCUUCCCUUCUCUCCCGUACAAGCCCAGUGGUGGAGUUUCAUCUGGGCGAGCCCUAAAACUGGAACCGGCUCUUCUCCUCCCUCCAUUCCUCCCUCCACCCCCUCUCCAUCCAUCACCUCUCUGGGCCCUUCUGACACCCCAGGGACAACAGAGUGGAUGGUAACAGAGGACGGGGUGAUAGAGAAAACUCUGGAGGGUAACACUCAGACAGAGAGGUCUGUGCUGUCCCCGACACCAAACCCAGGGCUGUCAGUCUUUGGCCAGAGCACUGCAGAACCUUGGACCUUACCUCCAGGGGAGAACGCAGGUGGAGGCAGCAAAGCCAAGGUCCAGAACAAAGCACUGAAACACUGGAAGAGUGAGCGAGGCUCUGGAGGUCAUCUGGACCUGACGGAGUUAAUCGGUGUCCCCCUCCCUCCCUUCGUCUCCUUCACUCCUGGCUACGAGGGUUUUCCGGCCUACAACUUCGGGCCCGAUGCCAACAUUGGCCGGCUCACCAAGACCUUCGUGCCAGGUUCAUUCUACAGGGACUUUGCCAUCAUCGUCACGGUGCGUCCAACCACUCGGAGAGGAGGCGUGCUCUUUGCCAUCACAGAUGCCCGUCAGAAGGUGGUGGAGCUGGGUUUGGCCCUCACUCCGGUGCGUGGGGGCCUGCAGAGCAUUUUACUGUACUACACUGACAGAGAGCAAGCUUCCCACAGCCACAAAGCUGCUGCCUUCAGUGUCCCGGAUAUGACAGACCAGUGGACACGAUUCACGCUGGUGGUGGAGCAUGAAGAGGUGCGUCUCUAUAUGGACUGUGGAGAGGCCGAGAGGACCACUUUCCAUCGGAGGCCAGAAAGACUCAACUUCUCACACAAUUCAGGCAUUUUCGUGUCUAAUGCUGGAAGCACAGGGCUUGACAAGUUUGUGGGAUCCAUUCAGCAGCUGGUGAUAAAAGAUGAUCCCAGAGCAGCUGAGGAGCAGUGUGAGGACGACGAUCCCUAUGCCUCAGGAUACACCAGUGGAGACGAUGCUCUGGAUGACAGAGAGACAGAGGAGGAAAUGGUGAAGAACACACAGAAGAUGAAACAUGGCACAGAACGGGAGGAGGACAGUGUUCCGGUCAGAGCUCCACCCACCGAGGCUCCAGAGGUGGAGCUUGAUGAGUACUCCGGUCACCAGACCCCCACAGAGGCCAGUGAGAUACUGAGAGGGCCACACCGGACAGAGGAGCCAGGGGAGAGGUCAGGAGAUGGUCAUGUCAGGCAUGGGUCAAAAGGAGAGCGUGGAGAUCCUGGACCCAGAGGCCCACCUGGCCCACCAGGCCCCACCCCUCUGCCUGGGCAAACUCAGCCUGGACCAAGAGGGACACAAGGGCCACCAGGAAUCCCUGGAUCCCCAGGACUGCCAGGGAGAGAUGGACAGCAGGGAAUCAAGGGUGAAAAGGGAGAUCCAGGUCAGAAAGGAUCUCAGGGUUUUUCAGGUUUGGAUGGAGGAGCGGGAGCUAAAGGAGAGAAGGGAGACCAAGGAGCUGGUUUACCAGGCCCUCCCGGACUCCCUGGGCCUCCUGGACCCCCCAGAUCACGCAGUGUACCAUACGGAGCAGAUGCCCUGGGUUCUGGGUUUGAGGACCUGGACAGUGACACUGAACUCAUCAGGGGUCCUCCUGGUGUACCAGGGCCUCCAGGACCGCCUGGUCCCCCUGGACCCAACCUGUCAUCAUCUGACACAGCCGAAGGCUUUACUGUAUGGAGUGCUGGACCACCCGGUGCCCCUGGCACAGACGGGCUCCCAGGCAAACCUGGUCUACCAAUGUUUGAGGAUUUGUUUAGUGGUUCGGGGUCUGAUGGCUCAGGUUUGAGCUCAGAGUUGUCCUCUGACCUCAGCUCAGGCCUCGGCUCUGGGUUCAGCUCUGGGUUCAGUUCUGAAUCCAGUUUUGCCUCUGCUUCUGGGUUUGACUUUGGGUCUGCUUGGGGUUCAGGCGAGGGCCUAGCAGGAAGAGAUGGGGCUCCAGGUCUACCUGGAGCUGUGGGAGAGAAGGGUGACCAAGGGUUACCUGGGCCAUCUGGACCAAAGGGUGAAUGUGGGACAGUGGGUACACCAGGGCUCUCAGGGCCACAAGGGCCUACUGGUCCACAGGGCAAGAGAGGCUCAUCAGGUCCCCCAGGACCACCUGGCCCCCCCGGACCUCCAGGAACCAAGUUCUUUGUGGAGGAUAUGGAGGGAUCUGGGAAGAGUGACAUGCUCAUUGGAGCUGGAGGCAGAGGCCCACAGGGACCCCCCGGCCUACCUGGCCCACAGGGACCUAUGGGUGAGGACGGAGCCACAGGUGCUCCAGGGCUCUCCGUAAAGGGUGAGCCAGGGGACCCAGGACCAGAGGGUCUUCAGGGUCCUGCUGGACUACCAGGUGCUAGGGGGGCCAAAGGAGAAAAGGGCAGUGCAGGACCAAAGGGUGAUCGAGGCGCUGAUGGACUGAGUAUACCAGGACCACCUGGGCUUCCUGGACCUCCCGGAUCUAUGAUUAAUCUGCAAGAUCUGCUCCUCAAUGUUACGGAUGGUAUCUUCAACUUCACAGAGAUCAGAGGACCACCAGGGCCCAUGGGCCCUGAAGGCUUGCCUGGCAGAGCUGGAUUUCCUGGCCCCAGGGGACCAAAGGGAGACGUGGGCCCUCCUGGUACCCAGGGGCCAGCAGGGUUCAAGGGAGAAAAGGGAGAGCCAGGGGUGACCAUUGCUGCUGAUGGAUCCAUCUUAUCAGCACCAAGAGGCCCCCAGGGUCCCAAAGGCAGCAAGGGUGACCGUGGGUUCGCUGGACCUGCUGGACUUAUGGGCCCAAUUGGACCAAAUGGACAAAAAGGAGAAUAUGGCUUCCCCGGUCGCCCAGGACGAUCUGGUGUGCCUGGGAGGAAAGGGGACAGAGGAGAGUCUGUCGGAGUACCGGGACCUCCAGGUCCUCCAGGCCCACCUGGACUGCCAGGAAGAAUUAUUGGGCUGGGCGGAACAGUGUUUCCGGUGCGCCCCAGACCGCACUGCAAAAAGGGACGAGAGUCAGUGACAGGGGAUGCUAAAGGAAACAAAGGAGAUAUGGGAGUACCUGGAGAGCCAGGCAACCCUGCGCCCGGGUUUCCAGAUGGAAUUGUGGGUGCUAGGGGUGAUGCAGGAUACCAAGGUCAGAAGGGAGAGAAGGGUGACAGCGGUCCGCCUGGUCCUCCAGGACUGCCUGGGAGGUCAGGACUUGUGGGUCCAAAAGGUGAAUCCAUCGUGGGUCCGCCAGGACCUGUUGGUUCUCAGGGCCAGCCUGGAGCCCCCGGGUUUGGACGACCUGGUCCCCGAGGGCCCCCAGGCCCUGCUGGAUCCCCAGGACCAGCACCUGCAUAUGGAUCAGCUGUCAGUAUCCCCGGACCUCCUGGUCCUCCCGGUCCACCAGGAUCUCCAGGAUAUGCCAACCCGGUGACCACCUAUAAGACGGCCCACGCUCUGAGCAGAGAGACUCACCGUGCUGCAGAGGGAACCUUGGUCUACGUGUCUGAGAAGGGAGGAGAGCUCUACAUCAGAGCGCGCAACGGCUGGCGCAAGAUCCAGCUCGGAGAGUUGAUCCAGAGUGGACCUUCCUCCUCAGCAGCGUCUCAGGCCCUCAGCAGAUCUGCAGAAUGGAGCAGACCACACAGGGUCCACAGCCAGGAGCUUCAAGAGGGCAGUCGAGGAUAUCAGCCCAGCUAUAACGUACUACCACAGACCUUCAACGCUGUGCCUGGGCUCCAUCUGGUGGCACUGAACGCCCCGCUAAAAGGGGACAUGCGUGGGAUCCGGGGAGCAGACUUCCAGUGCUACCAGCAGGCACGCUCCAUGGGCCUGACAGCCACCUACCGGGCCUUCCUGUCCUCCCACCUCCAGGACCUGGCAACCAUCGUGAGGAAGGCGGACCGCACUGACAUGCCUGUGGUUAACCUCAGGGGUGAGGUGUUGUUCAGUAGUUGGAUGUCCAUCUUCUCUGGGAACGGAGGUACAUUUAACCCAUCCACAGCCAUCUACUCCUUUGACGGACGUGACGUGAUGACGGACUCAGCAUGGCCAGAGAAGUUGGUGUGGCACGGCUCCAGUACGGUGGGCAUCCGUCUGACCACUAACUACUGCGAGGCGUGGAGGACGGCUGACAUGGCGGUGACGGGCCAGGCUGCCCUGCUGCAGACGGGACGACUGUUAGGACAACACACUCGCUCCUGCUCCAACCACUUCAUAGUGCUGUGUAUAGAGAACACGUAUGUGGGGAACACGCAUCAAAAGAGGACCUGAAAACACACACACACACACACACACACACACAAACACACACGCAGGCUUGCUGAAAGUGCAGAGUAGAGACACAGCGCUCAUACAUUUGAAUUUGAGUGGGAAACACAUUCGGGCACAUACACACAUGAUGAUGACAUAUCACUGCAUAGAAGUUAAAUCCAAGUACACAGACACAGACAGAAGGCACUUGUGUUCGCACAUGCAGAUAAAAUAUGCACGUUAACACGCAGAAGCAGGCGCCUACGCAGCACACACACACACACACACACAUUUGAGUUCCUUUCACCUUGUUUACUUUCAUUUUUAGUGCCAAUGUGUAAUCCAAUACUUCAUAAUGUCGCCACGCAUCCGUCCCAGUCUGAAUUCAAGUUAUUUAUAUUCACUAUGAUCAUGUUACAACGUUGGGAUUUAGAGUAUGUGGUGCUAAAGUGAAAGAUAUCAGUAGAACACACCUUAGCAGUGUUUUAUCUUCAUAACUACAAAUCAUUUAUUUUUGGAGUAUGUUUCCUACAGUUUCUAUCAGUUUCCCUAAUGUGUGGAAAUGAACUACCAGACUCUUGUUUGAGUUGUGUGGCCCAUCACUGUGAACAUUAAGUGUGCUUUUUUUGUGGUUUUUGUUAUGUUACUGUUGUAUGGUGACGCAGUUUAGGUGUAGAGUGUGUGCGUUGCAUUAGCUCACAACAAUAACAUUCAGACAACCGUAACGUCGACUUUAUGUUCGCUGUGAUGGAUUAGACACUGUUAACACAUCUGCCAGCUGAUUUUCAUACAGGGAAAGGGAUGGAAACCACUGGCUGUUUAGAAAUAAAACAAAUUAGACAUUUUCUUAAGUACGACAGCAUGGUGUGCAGAAUGGUUCAAAUACACUAUGAUUUAUGAUUUGUAGUAAAUGGGCAAAAACUUGCUCAUUGUUCAAUUUCAGGCAAACAACGUAUUGUAGUCUUUAUCGAUACUAUUGUGGAUUCUUAUGAACUCAUUACUGGUGGAGAAUAUCAUUUCUGAACAUGACAGUGUUGUAGUUUAGAAGCAAGUGUUGUGUAUCAAAGCGAGCUGUUUCUGAGGACUUUCACACUGCCGGUUGUGCAAGAAAUAAAUCAGGUUCGGCUCAUUUAGGAUCAACAAACCGCAUGAAAAGAUCAAAACCAACACUGUGUUAUCUCUUAACUCUCCUACCCUGUCUGCGGCUCUCUGCCCCAAGACCACUGGUUGUUAAAGAAGACAUACAUCUUUAAACACAGCUCACAGAUAGAUUAAAAAGUGCUGCUGUUCACUGUACACACACUGUUACUCAGACUGGAGGAAAUAGUGCAUUUGUUGGGGACUACUUUCAGCAGUGGAUUAAUACAUAUUUGUUGUGUUAGUGAGUAUUUGGGGCAGCAGGACGGUGUAUGUGGGAUAAACUGAAGCCGCCAGGAAGAGCGCCGGGCUUUGAAUCCGAUUUGACAUGGUGGCCAAACGCAGUUGUUUAGGAGUAUGCAGGGUUUUAGAAAUAGAGUUCCAAAACCUAGACUUGAUAGGGGGUUUGGGGACAUACAAGCAUCAAAGUAAAGUUCUUUUUAGACAAUUAUUUUAUGACUUUCAUUGUUUAUCCCUCUGAAAAUAAAACUGAGGUCCAUAAAUGGUGAUAAGUGGUGAGUAAGGCCAUGAGGUGGUGUUACACAAUAAGGGUACUCGUGAAUAAAAAUACUCAGUAACUGAGAGUACUGUCCCAUUUCACAGCACUGCUUUCGGUCCAAUUACAUUUGGAAAGUCUAAAGGAGCUGCAUGGUUCAAUCAUUUUAUCCCCAUUCGAGUUAGCGGCGAGCUAAACUGGAAGUUAGCGCGGCAGAUGUCUCUAGUGCACUUGCUCUAUGGGCCCCAGGAUGCAAAAUUAUUAUUUUAUACUGGGAAAUUAAACUCUUUUGGCUUCCAUUAGAAUGAACAGAGCUCCACCUCCAACCCUGUAUCCAGUUCUCCCAUAAUACAUCUGUGGAUAGACUCAAAAUAAACUUCAGUGUCAUCCUGUGCAACAGUGUGGCUCAUUGAUGCGUUUUUAAUAGUUUUUGGAGAACUACGGAACUCUAUGGCACAGAGGAAUUAGAUAUAUCAGAAUUUGAUACACUCAUAAUAUUUGUCAGUAGAUACAUUGUUGGUUUAGGUCUUUAAAUGGGAUUUGUUAGAACAAUAUAGAGGCAGACUUACCUUUAAGUAUGAGCACAAUGUGAACAAUUAGGAAACAUACAGUUUACUGUACAUGUGUAAUGAAAUAUUCCUUUUUUACCCUGUAAUGUCAGGCAGUCUCAUCAUCAUCAGUCUCCAUUUCUGCCAUAUUUUAGAUGUAAAUACUCUGGGUGUAAAUGACUUCCUCCUAGCAAGGUCAACCAAUCACAGCAUCAUUCACAUUUUCCCAUGUUUUUCCAGGCCACUGAAACGCCCCCAAAAAAUGUCUGGAAUUUACCAAAAAACAUUUUACCACUAAGAUCUCUAAUCGUUGACUCCGCAGAUAUUAAACAAAUAUUAAAGACAUUAAUCAUGCAAGAUAAAGCCCCCUGCGGUUAACUUGCUGACUCACCAGUGUGUUGCAAUUGGCAUCCCGUAAUCCAGUAUUAAAGAUUGAUUGUGCAAAUCAGGAUAAUACGGCAAUAUUUUCCUGCUCUUCUGCUGAACUUUGGUCCUGCUGCUCGCAAUAAAGCGAUCUGAACUAGUCUCAACAUUAACAUCAGCGUUAGUAUUAGUAUUAGAGUUGAAAUCAAUGCGUGAUUCUCAUUAAUUUAUACAGUAGCAGGACGUAGUGUGAAAACCUAGCGAGUUCACUUUCAGAUUUUGAUGAAGUUGGAACGUGUACAGUAUAUAUAUGUGUGUUGUUAUUGUCCAAAUGUUUUUUACUCUGUAGAUGUAGAUUUUGUAUGAUGCACACUAAAUGAUUUUCUCUCACCAAGCGCUGAUUGAGCUGUAGUUCUGUCUGUAAAGAUGACGUAGGCCUGGCUGAAAGGCACACAAAUGUUGAGAUAUUCAGAGUUAGUCUUCCUGAUGUCUGAUUAUGUAUCUGUUCAAACAAAACUUGAGCUUCUGAGGAAAAAGAAGGUUUGUACUGACUGACUGGUGCUCACUGAAUAAAUGUCUUAUUUUGUGUUUUUUUUUAA
Messenger RNA from Dicentrarchus labrax (European seabass), 7813 nucleotides. RefSeq names its product collagen, type XV, alpha 1b (gene col15a1b). Gene Ontology annotation, cellular component: basement membrane. The record is from RefSeq and is a predicted model, not a curated record. The transcript has 44 exons. Lineage: Eukaryota; Metazoa; Chordata; Actinopteri; Moronidae. The coding region runs from base 378 to 4691 and encodes 1437 amino acids.